Molecule: messenger RNA, 1740 nt
Organism: Microbotryum saponariae
Lineage: Eukaryota; Fungi; Basidiomycota; Microbotryomycetes; Microbotryales; Microbotryaceae
Source: the annotation of a GenBank genome assembly
AUGCCAUCGCCUCGGAUCGCUGCGGCCACUACGGACAGUUCAGUGCGACUGUGGUCCGUGCUCGCAGGCGGAGCUGCCCUGAGGUUGGCAUUGAGUACGACCAGCCUAGCCGAGGUUCUACGGGAUCGGAAUGAACUCGUGACGCCCAUCACUUCCUUCACGCGGUGUAAGCACUCUCUGCACUGGAGCACGCGUCGGUCUGAAGUCUUCGCAGCCCCCCCACUUUCGUGGUCCUCAGCUCACGCUUGCCUACUGCAUCUCACAGUACAAGAAGGCUUCUAUCUCGUCAACACACUCCAGCAGGAUCCAUACUUGGGAGGAUCAUUCCAUCACCCGCCGCUGCUACUGCUGCUAGGCCAACUCGUAUCCCCCAAGGCUCGGCCCCUGUUCGCCCAUCUCGCGUGGACCGCGACCGACCUCGUCACCGCUUACUACCUCGCACGAGUUGUUCAACGAAGAACCAAAGAAGCUGUUCUCAAGGACGAUGAGCGACUGUGGUCACCGUCCUCUGUCGCGGCUUUGUACGUCAUCCUCCCUUUAGCUGAACAUAAUGUGCCUGGCUCAAUCCCCUCCUUGUUCGAGCAAAGGUACUGCCUCCAUCCCUUCUCGAUCGCGACCGGCCUUUCACUUUCGACACAAGUAUUUUCGCAUCAUUUCGUAGUCUUUGCCCUCCUCUCCGCCAUUCAAGGUACAUCAUUCUCCACCUUGCCCUCCUUUCGUCGGUGCUGACAUGAACCUCCUCACACUUGUCAAAACCGCGCAGGCAAUGCCUAUUCUGCCGUCUUUGCCAUCUCCAUCGCAUCGCACCUUUCCCUAUAUCCCGUACUGCUACUCCCUCCACUCGUCGUACUCGCUCACCGUCAAAAUCCUCGCUCGACUUCCAUAGCCCGAGCUGCAAUCUUCGCCAGCGCCGCCUUUGUGUCCCAUCAAGCAGUCGUGCUGGGCCUCUCGUACUACUUGGCUGGAUCCUGGAACUUUCUCUCGAGUGUAUAUGGUGUCAUGUGAGUCCCUCCCAUGAUCCCUUAGGCCCAGGAAUAGCGCGAUAACCGAAACUCGCUCUUCCUUCGGUGUGCCCAGCUUGACAAUCCCCGAUCUCACGCCCAACAUCGGUAUCAGCUGGUACUUCUUCAUCGAGAUGUUUGAUCACUUCCGUGCCUUCUUCGUCGGCGUCUUUCAAAUACAUGUCCUCAUCUAUGUCGCUCCCCUGACAUUUGCCUUCCGGCGAGUAUAUCCCGCCAUGGAUCUACUUCGAAGUGGUGCUCAUUAGACUGUAUGAACCCUUCUUCUAGGUCGGAUCCGAUGUUCGCUUUGGUGCUCAUGGUCGGCAUCAUUGCCUUAUUCAAGUCCUACACCGCUCUCGGCGACUUUGCGCUCUGGCACGCCGUUCUGGCCCUCUACAGCGAGCUCGCAUCUCGUAAGCGCCUACGAUCGGCCCACUCCUGCUCUAGAUACUAACGCCUUCCUUUGUGAGUCAUGACAGAUAUUACUCGACCCCUGGUCUAUUUUGGUUUAACGCUUUACGCCCUCGCCUUACUCCCUUCUUUCCACCACCUAUGGCUCUACUCCGGUUCAGGCAACGCCAAUUUCUUCUACGCCUCGACGCUCGUCUGGGCGAUCGGACAAGGUGGGUUAUUGAUUGAGGUUUUGGAUGCCAAGUUGAAGAGGGAGGUGGUGAAUACUUUGGAUGAGCAGGGGAGGGAAUUGGUCAAGAAGGGGAGGUGGAGGGUAUUGCAGAGGUAA